AUGAAAUUCGGGAUUCUCAUUGUGCUUUUCGGAAUCGCUUUCGCUCAACGGGGUGGUGGCGGUGACCGAGGGGAUGGCGAUCGAGGACGAGGCGGUCGCAGAGACUCCGGAGAAGGAAGAGGAGACGGUGGCAGAGGCUCCGGAGAUGGGAGAGGAGACGGUGGGAGAGGCGGUUUCCCUGGCGGUGGCUUUCCAGGAGGAGGAUCAAACAGUGGUGGUGGAGGAAGUGGAAGUGGAGGAAGUGGAGGACAGAUGGGUGGACAACCACAACAGCCUCAACCAGUCCCACCGCAGCCUCUCCCCUCUCCUCCACAGCCAAUCCCACCACCGUCGAAUCAAGGAGGGUUCCCCGGCGGUAACCCAUUCCCACCGCGCUUCCCACCACCAAAUUUCCCGUCGUGUCCACCAAGUUGCCGUCAAGUGCCAAUCGGUGGCGGCGGCUCGUGCGGUUUCGGUUUUGGCGGUGGAUUUGGUGGAGGAUUUGAUUGCACCCGUUGUUGCCAAUCGGUGAUCCAGAGCAGCUUCUGGUUUGGGAUGUCUUCAUUCUUCCAACGUUCCCAAUUCGGUGCCUCGUGCAACUGUUGUGUUCGCGGAUUUUGUCGGGGU
Mesorhabditis belari is the source of this 606-nucleotide messenger RNA. NCBI's taxonomy places the organism in Eukaryota, Metazoa, Nematoda, Chromadorea, Rhabditida, Rhabditidae. The record is from the annotation of a GenBank genome assembly.